Messenger RNA from Quercus lobata, 1693 nucleotides. RefSeq names its product cysteine-rich receptor-like protein kinase 10. The transcript is spliced from 5 exons. Gene Ontology annotation, biological process: protein phosphorylation. NCBI's taxonomy places the organism in Eukaryota, Viridiplantae, Streptophyta, Magnoliopsida, Fagales, Fagaceae. Bases 303 to 1487 code for a protein of 394 amino acids. Gene Ontology annotation, molecular function: protein kinase activity; ATP binding. The record is from RefSeq and is a predicted model, not a curated record.
CAAUUUUAUUACAGGUACCACCAUUCAGACAAAAAUUAAACCCAAACAGACGUAUCCACAUUUUUCUCUGUGUGAAACUUCCAAUUGACUAUAUACUUUCUCAAUAAAAACAGACACUGCAGAUCACAUCUGUUGGGUUUGGAAAUGAAACAAUAGACGACAGUCACUCUCUCUUCCUGACAAAAAGUCCUAUCCGUACUACCUAGAAGAAAUAUUAACGAGCAAAAGCUGGAAGAGUGUUGUUGUUGUUGUUGUUGUCCAUUUAUUAGUGAUUAUCGCCUGACUGACAGUCCGUACCAUUAAUGCUUGCUUUGAUGAGGUUUCUGGCCCACCUCUGCGCCUGCUUGCUAAAGAGAUUCAAACGCGGCGGCGGCAGAGGCGGCGCCGCCGACGAUGCCGAAGACGAAGUUGUCGACUCCUUUGACAUCUUCUUCGAGCUCCGCGCUCUCCAAGUCGCCACCAAUUUCUUCUCCGAGCUCAAUAAGCUCGGUCACGGUGGCUUUGGUCCCGUCUACAAGGGAUUGAUGCCAAAUGGACAAGAAGUGGCAGUGAAGAAGCUAUCAUUAGAAUCAAGACAAGGGAGGAGAGAAUUCACUAAUGAGGUGAAACUGUUGCUUAAACUUCAGCACAAGAAUUUGGUCACAUUAUUUGGAUGUUGUGCUGAAGGGCCUGAGAAAAUGCUUAUAUAUGAAUACCUGCCUAACAAAAGCCUCGAUUACUUUCUAUUUGAUAAAGAGAAGUCUGCAUCCCUGGAUUGGCCAACAAGAUUUCGAAUAGUAACAGGCAUUACGCGAGGCCUUCAAUACCUACAUGAAGAGGCCCCAUUAAGGAUCAUUCAUAGAGACAUCAAAGCUAGUAACAUAUUGCUGGAUGAGCAUUUGAAUCCAAAAAUUUCAGAUUUUGGCUUGGCGAGGCUCUUUCCUGGGGAUGACACCCAUGUAAAUACGUUUAGGAUAUCUGGUACUCAUGGUUACAUGGCCCCUGAAUACGCAAUGCAUGGAUAUUUGUCUGUGAAGACAGAUGUUUUCAGUUAUGGAGUUUUGGUGUUAGAGAUUGUUAGUGGGAGAAAGAACCAUGACACAAAGCUUAGUUCAGAGAAACAAGAUCUCUUGAACUACACAUGGAUGCUGUAUCAAGCAGGGAGGACAUUGGAAUUAAUUGACCCAACCAUUGCCAAGUACAAUCCUGAUGAGGCAGCUAUGUGCAUCCAGCUUGGGCUGUUAUGUUGUCAACAAAGUGUUGCAGAAAGGCCUGACAUGAAUGCAGUUCAUCUCAUGCUUUUGAGUGAUUCAUUUACAUUGCCCAGACCAGGUAAACCCGGAAUUCAAGGUCGUGGUGGACGUUGGACCUCUACCAGUACUGCUUUGACUAAUACCAAUGCUAGUAGCACGGCUACUGGUGCUACCAAGGCUUCUGGAGGCGGUAGUUUUGUUGAGGAAUAUUCUAGAAAUUCUAUAUCUGUUUCUUCUAUUGAUGAAGGAAGAUGACCGGAUUUUAUAGAAUGUAAAGGGCAAUUAGCUUCAUUUAUAUUAUGUAAAGUUUCUUCUUCUUGUUUUUUGGGCUAAAUUUUUUAUGCUAAUUUAGUGUAGUUUUUGUUUUUAUUUUUUUACAUUAAAACCAUUUGCUGUACUAGUGAUAGAGCAAAGAUCAAGAGCUUUUAUUUUCUGAAUCCAUUGGUUUUUACGUGAUUAAA